GCUAGCAAACACUAUUGGUGUGCUAGCUUCACCUCAGCGCUGAUAUCCGGGCCAGCUAUCCGCUGAUGUUUUACGUCAAAACCGUGCCAGCCCUCAAACGGGCGAGGGCGGACAUUCACUUUAAACGGUUAGUCUUAAACCGAGCAGUACGUUGCACCGUGACCUCCAGUUCGACGGCCCAGACGGAGCAUGACGGUGUCAGAAGCCGCGGCGGGUCAGAGUGUCCCGGACUGUCUGGGAGAGGAGGGAGAAGGAGAGAAGGCGCCGCUGCCGCCGCUGCUAAUGAGAUCUCCGUAGACUUUGAGCAGACCCGGGAGGCUUACAAGAGCAAAGACUCAUUAGAGCUGCUCAGAAGUUUGGUGGUUUUCAAACUUUGUUCAUAUGACUUCCUGGUUGAUAAGAACAAAGAGAUAAUGGCUCUAGCUAAGAAGAUUCUAGGCCAGAAAACCUUUGACCAGUUCAUGAAGAUGACAUUUUAUGGUCAGUUUGUGGCUGGUGAGGACCACAAUGACAUCAAGCCACUGAUUCAGAAGAACCACUCCUUCGGUGUCGGCUCUGUCCUGGACUAUAGUGUUGAGGAAGACAUCAGUCAGGAGGAAGCGGAGCAGAAAGAAAUGGACUCAUGUGUGUCUGCUGCAGAGAAAGAGAACAUAGGCAAGGACCACAGAGAGAGAAAAUAUCAAGUGCACAAACAAUUCAGCGACCGCCGUGGGGGAGUGACCGGAGCCCGCACAUAUUUCUAUGCUGAUGAGGCCAAAUGUGACCAACAUAUGGAAACCUUUACCAAAUGCAUCAAAGCAUCUGGUGGGAGUUCAAUGGAUGGUUUUUCUGCCAUCAAAAUGACUGCACUAGGACGACCUCAGUUUCUGCUCAAGUUCUCAGAGGUGCUGGUGAAAUGGCGGCGGUUUUUCACCUUCCUAGCGUCACAGCAGGGUAAAGAUGGCUUGGAGGCCUUAGAGCAGAGGCUGGAGCUUACACAACUGCAGGAGUUCAUGACCAAACUGGGCGCAAAUGGUGACUUCUAUGGCUGGUUUACAGGAAGGAAAGAGGACUCGACAGGAUGCAUUGACAUGCUUGACUGGAACAGCCUAAUAGAUGACAGAACAAAGAUAUCGGAUCUGCUUGUUGUUCCAAAUGUAGAGCUAGGUAAGCUGGAGCCUCUGCUAGGGAAGUUCACUGUAGAGGAGGAGCAACAAAUGAAGCGGAUGUUACAGCGUGUAGAUGUCUUGGCGAAGCAUGCCCUAGAGAGUGGUGUUCGUUUGAUGGUGGAUGCAGAGCAAACCUAUUUCCAGCCAGCCAUUAGCAGACUAACACUAGAGAUGCAGAGGACCUACAACGGAGAAAAGCCUGUCAUUUUCAACACCUAUCAAUGCUACCUAAAGGAGGCCUAUGACAAUGUAACUAUGGAUGUAGAAUUGUCUCGACGUGAGGGUUGGCACUUUGCUGCCAAGCUGGUGCGUGGGGCCUACAUGUAUCAGGAGCGAGAAAGGGCCAAAGAGAUUGGAUAUGAAGACCCUAUUAACCCUGACUAUGAGUCAACCAAUAGGAUGUACCACAGGUGUUUGGACUAUGUGUUGGAUGAGAUUGCACUCAACAGAAAAGCAAAUGUAAUGGUGGCUUCCCACAAUGAAGACACAGUGAAACACACCUUAACAAGAAUGAAUGAGCUGGGUCUCAUUCCCACAGAAAACAAGGUAUACUUUGGUCAGCUGCUGGGCAUGUGUGAUCAAAUCAGCUUCCCGCUGGGCCAGGCAGGCUUCCCUGUCUAUAAGUAUGUUCCCUAUGGACCAGUGAAUGAGGUAAUGCCCUACCUGUCUCGGAGAGCACAGGAGAACCGAGGCUUCAUGAAGGGGGCCCAGAAGGAGAGGGAACUGCUUUGGAAAGAGCUGAAACGGAGACUUGCCUCUGGAGAGCUUCUUUACAAACCAGUGUACUGAAAACAAGAAAAGAUUUAGUAAAGAUUAUUGAGGGUUUCUUUAGUUGGUUCUUUGGUUAGUGUUCAUUAUCAUAGCUGCCUGUUCUGUCUUUUUUUAAGCAUAUGUCUUGUUUACUCAAUAUUUUGAAGGGUUUUUUUUUUUUACUGAUGGACUGUUUACAUAGGUCAGUAGUUUUUCUUUUUCCUACUAGUGUUUUUCAGCAUUCUGCUCUUGCAGGAUUUUAUCCACCUUCACUCCAUUCACUCCUUCUGCUCUCCACCUCUGCAUCCAUAAGCAUUUCUCAUUUUGUUUUCCCACUGUCUGUAGAGCUCUAAUAUCCAUCAAAUAGGCAUCUUUACUGCUCCAGAAGGACUUCCUAAAAUGUCAACAAGACUGGGCUGGGCAUCUUUUUUUAUUGCUCUAUUUAUUUUCAAGGAGAACGGGAAUCAUAAGAAUAACAUGCUUGAUAUAAAUGUUAGCAAAGUAAACUAUAUAGGUAUAUCUACUGUAUAUGUGCUUCUCAGUACUGUAUGUUUGUUUUUGAGGUUGCACUGACAUUUUUAAAACAAUACAAGUUUAUGUGUCAUGAAGAAGUAUAACUGCCUCAUCAAAGCACAUCUCUCUUCUUCAUCUUUGUUAUUAUAUUCACUACGAGAAGUUAUAUUUUUGCCCACAGUAUGUGUUCUAUACUCAGACUGAAAGUUUCCCCAAUUUUGGUCAAUUCAUGUCCAAAUCUUGAUUUUAAAUCCAACUCUUAACUUAAUUCAGAUCAAUCCCAGAUCUCUUAACCAUCUGUCUGCUCGGUCUCAUAAGUAAUUGUUAAACAUAUAGUUUUUAAUUCUUGAUCAAUCUUUUUGAUGAUAAGCUUUGUAACUGUAAAGCAAAUACAAUAAUAUCAACAAUAAUUUCAUCCUAUUAGUCUUAAAAGGUUGGUUAGGUAUUUUCUUGGCUUUAUCACUGAAGUAUAUCUCAGUUAUAGUUUCCUACAUUUUAAUAGUUUUCUUCCCUCCCUGUGAUUGUGGAUCUGUUUCUAUGGUUAAUAGGCUGAGUACUGGUGCCAUGCUGGUGGAGAAGUGAACGUUUAAAUCUGGGUCUCUGUUAUAGUGGAAUUGUUGAGGCUCUUUCUCGUUGUUUGUGGCUUGUUGAUGUGGGCACUUUCUGUCUUGUUUCUCCAUCUUGACUGAUCUACAGCAUGCCCUUAUCCAUUUGGGGUGUCUAUAAAGCAAGCUAAAUCUGGUCUCAAGAGGCCGAAAGCCCCCUGAAUCUGGCAUUGAUUUCUGUUUUUCUGGUCUGUCUGACAGACUGGACCUCUUACAACAAAGAUACCUCCUAGCAUGUUGGAGCACUAUCUAUUACAUUAGACAACUCUGUGCAAUUCUGAUUUUUGACCAUGUAAAUAUGUUUAACUCAGAUUGUAUUUGUUGAAUUUGCAUCUUACCAAAUAUGCUUGUGAAAUUGCUAAAUAUGUGAAUAUAAAGUAUGUGAAGUCAUGCAUAUUUUUGAUGUCCUUGACGGAAAUGCUGUAGCUUUGAACUGUUUGUACAGCUUGAGUUGUUUGAGGUUUUAAUUUGGUGACAUAUUCGGCUUGGUUAUUGAUGCACAAUUAGUGUUUGAGUCAGAGGGUAACCAAGCUUCAUGAUAAUUAUGGCCUUGUCAUUUUAUGAGAGCAGUCAGUGCUCUGUAGACCAUCGUUUAAUUACCCAUGAUGCUACGCUCAAUACAGAUCACAGAAAUUGGAUGCAUUAAUCAUUACUCAGAAGAAACUUUAGUGGCUGUUCAGUUUUACUGAGGCAGAGCACCACAGAGGUGUCACUGUUGCUGUGUUCUAUCAGUUUAAUUAAGAAUCAAGUCUACUUUUGAUGUAAGAUGUGCCGUUGGGUAUACAUUUGCCAAUAAAUCCCUUCUUAUAGGGUAGUGGAGUUUUUCUGGUUAGCAUGAGUAGAUUCAGAGGACACAUUAAGAAGUGAAAAAUUCUACCCAAGUUCUAGGUCAGCAAAGCUCUAAGCACAGCAACAGUUCUCUCUACAUUAAAAGCACACAAGAAUGUAAUAAAAUCAGCAUAGACUAAUUUACUUUAUAUAAUGAAUGUUGACAUUGUAUUAUGCAAGAUGUGAUGUGUGGCAUACAUAACUGGCUUCUUUGGGCUGUUGUUUCUACCAUUUUGGACCGAAGUUUGUAUCUUGGCUGAGGCCUUGGCUUGGAACACAACAGCCCAGGGUUUUUCAAAUAAUGACUACUUGCACUGUGACAGGUUUUGUUUAAAUACAUACAGAACAUCAAUUUUCAGGGUUGUAACUUUGAAAAGUUUUGUUUUUCUGUAGAACAAUGGCUAGAUUGGAUUGUUGCCGCAUUCCAGGCGUCACUUAAGCUCUAAUCAGGAUUUGUAUGCCAAUAGAUAAAGUGACAGUAUGGUGGCUUUGAGCCAUCCAAGAGUAUUAUGUUUUGGUUUGUUUUUAUCUUUUGACAGCAAACUGAGAGAUUAGUGGCUCACAGUGCAUAAAAUAGAUAACUAGGCCAAUGCACAUUAACUUCAA
Messenger RNA from Pelmatolapia mariae (spotted tilapia), 4450 nucleotides. It is a transcript of the gene prodhb, whose product is annotated as proline dehydrogenase (oxidase) 1b. Bases 66 to 1937 code for a protein of 623 amino acids. The transcript is spliced from 14 exons. NCBI's taxonomy places the organism in Eukaryota, Metazoa, Chordata, Actinopteri, Cichliformes, Cichlidae. The record is from RefSeq and is a predicted model, not a curated record. Gene Ontology annotation, cellular component: mitochondrion. Gene Ontology annotation, molecular function: FAD binding; proline dehydrogenase activity.